Messenger RNA from Gilbertella persicaria, 1848 nucleotides. Its product is annotated as P-loop containing nucleoside triphosphate hydrolase protein. Gene Ontology annotation, biological process: DNA replication. The coding region runs from base 1 to 1848 and encodes 615 amino acids. Gene Ontology annotation, molecular function: ATP binding; single-stranded DNA binding; 5'-3' DNA helicase activity. Lineage: Eukaryota; Fungi; Mucoromycota; Mucoromycetes; Mucorales; Choanephoraceae. The record is from RefSeq and is a predicted model, not a curated record. The transcript is spliced from 3 exons.
AUGUCAAGACUCCUUGUAACACUCAUACGAUCGCGUCAUGGUAUAGUUCAGCAGCCACGCAUAGGCUGUGUACGGUUGAUGGCAACACGUCGAUGGGCAACUGGAUCCACGGACAUCAAGUCCAAUAUGAUUCAGUUUCUUUAUCAACAUAAACAACGACCUCUUCCUACUACUGAAAAGAAUGUCGUCCUGACCAACUGUCCUCAUUGUGUCAGAGUACGCAAAAACAGUUUUGCAGCAUAUUUGGAUACUGAAAAAGGCACUUAUAAAUGCACCACUUGCCAUACCAAAGGAUCCUUUUCUGAAUUCUCUCGAACGCUGAUAAAAAAACUAGGUUCUCAUGAAAUUGAUUCGAUUGGAUCAAUUCAUGACACGAAACAAGGCUUGACACGAUCCGAUGCUGAUAUUCAACGCUAUGUUCAGUCACUCAAGGAAAACACCAGCUUAUUAGCACAAGUAGAAGCCAAUCAUGGUAUUUCAAGUGAUACAUUGGAGGCAUUUGGUGUAGGCACCAUUCAGAAAGACGAUCGACAGUACUUGACAUUGCCUCAGACAACCUUGAGUUUCACCGACAACCAGUUCAAGCUAGAUACAGUAGGACUUAAGCUAUGUGACAUGGACAACCAGAUUGUUGAAGCAGAUCCUCCAGUAUCUCAUAAAGACAGUGUGGAAGGGCUCUUUGGUUAUCAGACAGCUAGCUUAGAAUCAGAGAGUAUCAUCUUGACGCGUCGAGAAAUGGAUGCCAUGGCUGCUUAUCAAGCUACUCAGAUUCCUUCUGUCUCUAUUCCUUCAGCUAAUUAUCAACUUCAGGAAUCAGUCCUUCCCUUAUUGGAUCGAUUUAAGCGAGUGUAUCUCUGGUUAGACGAUGAUGUUGAAGGACAAAUGGCUGCUGAACGAUUUGCUCGGAAGAUAGGUGACCACAAAUGCUUUGUGAUCAAUACACGCCAAGGAGAUAAACAAGGUCCUUUGAAUGCUCAUGAUGCUCUUAUGCAACAUAAAGACCUAAAGGAUAUACUAACAAAAGCAAAAGAAUUUAAACAUGAUCAAAUUGUGGAUUUCAAUGAAUUAAGAGAAGAUAUCUAUAAUGAAGUACUUCACCCUGAACAAACUCGCGGCAUUCAAUCCAAAGAUCUGCCUUCUUUAAAUCAAAUUCUCAAGGGACAUCGACCAGGAGAAUUGACUAUCUUGACAGGUCCUACUGGCUCAGGCAAGACAACCAUUAUGAGCCAACUUAGUCUAGACUAUUGUAAAUCAGGCGUACCUACUUUAUGGGGGUCUUUUGAGAUCUUGAACAAACGACUUGCCAAGAAGAUGUUGUAUCAAUUUGCAGAAAAAGAUCUUAGCAAGAGUCCUGAAGAUUUUGAUCAAGUGGCUGAUCAAUUUGAACAGCUACCACUCUAUUUCCUCAAGUUCUUUAGUAGUACAGCUAUCAAAGAUGUACUAAAAGCAUGUCACCAUGCUGUCUAUGCUUAUGAUAUUCGACACAUUAUUCUCGAUAAUCUACAGUUCAUGCUGUCUCAACAAGCCACGCAUUCACUCGAUAAAUGGGAACUUCAAGACCAUGCUAUUGCUGAAAUUAGACGAUUUGCUACACAACAAGAUGUCCAUAUCACACUUGUUGUUCACCCACGAAAAGACAGUGGUGGACAAGAAGAAUUAGAUAUUCAUUCUAUCUUUGGCAGUGCUAAAGUGAGUCAAGAAGCAGAUAAUGUCGUGAUUAUCCAAAAGACAAGACACGACAAGCGAUAUUUAGAUAUCAAAAAGAAUCGUUUUGAUGGUACAUUAGGCUCUAUACCUUAUAUAUUUGAUAAAGAUACAUACAAGAAGUUCCAGAAGAACCAAGAAUGA